Messenger RNA from Cataglyphis hispanica, 1776 nucleotides. RefSeq lists its product as uncharacterized. NCBI's taxonomy places the organism in Eukaryota, Metazoa, Arthropoda, Insecta, Hymenoptera, Formicidae. Gene Ontology annotation, cellular component: cytoplasm. The coding region runs from base 1 to 1242 and encodes 413 amino acids. The transcript has 3 exons. Gene Ontology annotation, molecular function: protein binding. The record is from RefSeq and is a predicted model, not a curated record.
AUGAAGGUGUCGUUGAGACUCGCCGAUGAUCUGCUGACGUUAUCGUCUGGUUUGGAAGAUCCUCGUCGAUACACGAUACCGGCGUACCGAUAUUUAUCUCUGAUCCAUACCGCUUUGGGAAGACAUGAUCGAGCUUGCAGCAAUGUCGCCAUGAUGGUGCGUUUGACGAAGAGCACCAAAGAUGACGUUCUUCUAUCGAAAGCUCUCGUGACUCUCGGCAAAGUACAUCUGAGUUUCGGUCAUCUGGAGGCCGCCGCUCGUGUCUGGGAAAACCUGUCGGUCCAUGUCAAUCAUCCGGUGCCGCGGGCCUGGUUGCAUCACGAGAUCGGACGCUGCCAUUUGGAGACGGGCAAGUACGCCGAGGCGUUGCGCAAGGCGUCGCAGUGCCGGGAGUGUGCGGAAGAGGCGAGCUCGAACAAGUGGACCUUCCAUGCGAGUUUACUGCGGGCGCAGUGCCUGGCGACGCUGGGUCGUUUUGCCGAGGCGCUCGAAGAGCUGCGAGUCGCCGCAAAGAUCAGCGAGGAGGAGGGUGACACCCCGACGCUGUCUUACAUCCGAGAUCUAAUCGAACAGCUGAAUCACGCUCUGCGCGAAGUCACGUUCGGCGAGGAUCAAUGCUUAAAGGGUGCUCUUCGAAGGUUAUCGCCACGGAGCGAAGAAACUGGACUAUGCGAGGGAAACGAGGCGAUAACAAGUUCGGGAAUUAGGAGAAUGUCGACUAGCAGGAUCGACGACGCUUUAACGCCGUCGUUUUAUUCCGACUGCCUGGAGGACGAGAUCUUCGAUUCGCAUAAAAUAGAUAACGAGUUAAGUUCGUUGGACAGUGCGAGAUCUUUCAGAAGCAAAAGGACUAAUCUGACGUACAUAAUCGAGUCUCAUACAGACGUUUCAAGUCGAGGCAAGUUCGACGAUGAACUAACGGAAUUAUUAUCACGGGAGUCACACACGACCUUCAGAACGUGUUACAUAGAAUCUAAGCAUUUCAUCGACGAAGAGAAAAUGUCAGUCUCCUUAAAACAACCAAUUGAAGAGUGUUCCAGUAACGUCGAGACAAGUGACGGACGAGUUGAAUGCAAGACAAUCAGGAUCACGAAAUCCUGUGAGAAUGGAGGGUAUACCUUUGACAGGACAAGACAAGACGUUCGAAACUCACACGGAUCUCGUAGAACGCGAAAACAGGAUAACGAAGAAGAAUCAUUCGUCCACGAGGCAUUUUUCGAUUCAGUAUCUGUUCAAAGCUAAAACUAAGGAGGAGAGUUAAAAAUUUCGUUACGAUAAGAGAGAAGAAUAGGAAAGAGAAGACAAACGCCGUUACAAGCACAACAAAACAACCUAACCUUAAAUUUAUAUUUUUUUAAAUGUUUUUUAAUGUAACCUUUAAAACUCACGAUAUAAUAAAUUAAAGGUGAAGCAAAACCGCGCAAUUUGUGACUUGCUAUCAAUAAAUUGUGACAGCUUGUUGAUUGCGCAUUUUUUUUCAUAUUCACAAACCGCGUUUGAUUGCAUAGUGUCCAUCCGAUGUUUGCUUCGAAUCACAUUUUAUUUACUGUUUCGAGAUGUAUCGUCCGAUCGAUGAUUGUACCUCAAUGAGCGUCAAAUGAAUUGCCAGGCAACAUUAAUGAGUGCGAUAAUAAUUAGUUCAUUCUCGAUAUUCAUAUCUUCGAAGCAGUACAAUUUUGGAACUUGAUAUCCAAAUAAAUUCAGUUGGUGAUGUGAUAAAUAAUCUCCAAAAAUUGUCAUGUUUUUUUCUUUGCUUCUUUAUCUAUUUACAAUGAU